GUCGGACACCCAGGAAGUGAAGUUGUCAGUAGGCCCGGGCAGUAUGGAGAGAUUGGACAAAGCAGCUCUGAACGCCGCCAGCUUCCCUCCGCCGGACUUCAGGCAAAAUGAUGGCUCUUUAGUUUCUACCUUGAAGACAUUACUCUUUUUUACCAUCUUAAUGAUCAUGCUCCCAAUUGGUCUUUACUUCUCCUCCAAGGUUUACGUAUUUGAAGGUGCAUAUGGUAUGUCUAACAGGGACAGCUAUUUCUAUGCUGCAAUAGUGGCUGUCAUUGCUGUGCAUGCGGUUUUGGCCCUAUUUAUAUAUGUGGCAUGGAAUGAAGGCUCCAAACAGUGGCGUGAAGGAAAGCAAGACUAA
Messenger RNA from Staurois parvus, 358 nucleotides. NCBI's taxonomy places the organism in Eukaryota, Metazoa, Chordata, Amphibia, Anura, Ranidae. The record is from the annotation of a GenBank genome assembly.